This is a messenger RNA of Mytilinidion resinicola, 795 nucleotides long. RefSeq lists its product as uncharacterized. The transcript is spliced from 2 exons. The record is from RefSeq and is a predicted model, not a curated record. Lineage: Eukaryota; Fungi; Ascomycota; Dothideomycetes; Mytilinidiales; Mytilinidiaceae. Bases 1 to 795 code for a protein of 264 amino acids.
AUGGCAUCCCCGGCCUACGAAAAGACCCCUGUUAAUACUGUGAAGCGGUUGGGUAAAGAGAGAGGCAACUACGACUACAAAAAUGUCCACAGCAUCGUCAAUUCCAGCCCAGUCGUCCAUGUCUCCUUCAACCCCAUCGCAGCCGACGACCCAUUUCCCGCCGUGCUACCCAUGCUAGGCGUCACCGGCUCCUUCACCUCGCAAGACGCCGACCCAGCAACCAGCGAGCAGGACCUCUACAUCCACGGCUACGUCGGCUCGCGCCUGAUGAAGCAGUCCUCCGCCAGCGGCGACGACCAAGGCACCCCUGUGACCGUCGCAGCCACCCUAAUGGACGGCCUGGUCCUCGCCCUCACGCCCAACCACCACAGCUGCAACUACCGCUCCGCCGUCGUCUUCGGCUACGCCUCGCUCGUGACCGACGAGGCCGAGAAGCUGUAUGCCCUGGAGCUCAUCACGAACAACAUGAUCCCCAAUCUCUGGGCUAACUGCCGCGUUCCGCCGAACAAGACGGAGAUGACGAGCACGACUAUCUUGCGGGUGAAGAUCAGCCUUGCGAGUGCGAAAAUUAGGAGUGGGGGCCCGAGCGAGGAUAGGCAUGAUGCGAAGGAUGAGGCGUUGAGGAAGAGGGUGUGGACGGGGGUAGUGCCAAGCUGGACGCAGUGGGGGGAACCUAUUCCGGCGAAGGCGACACUGGUAGAGGAGGUGCCGGAGCAUGUGGAGAGUUGGAGGGCGCUGGCGAAUAGGGAUGGGAGGGUGGGUGCUUAUGAGGCGGCGGUCGAGAAAGAGAAAUAG